UCACGUUUCAGGAACUUUGACGCAAUUUGCAAAUGGCCGUGAAAAGGAUCGAGCUCCAGGGUGUAUGAAAUACUAAAUGGUGGAGUUGUCCGUAUUAAAAACUUGUGAAUAAUUCUUGGUUCAGUGUAGUGAAGUUAAAAAAGACAAGAUGUGCCAAAAAAAUAGAAUCCUGUUGUAAUAGUGGUAUUCGAAUCGCCACAGGACUGCUGCUGGAAUAGUCGACGAGAUAUUGCUGGUUGAAGGCAGUUGUGUGUGGUGAUCGCGCGGCUGUGGUCUCGUGGUGUGGUGUGAGCGGCGGCGCGUGUGGCAACGCGUGUAGCAACCGGAGUGUGGUAUAGCGCACAGCAGCCAUGAACGAACUGGACAGCCUGCGCCAGGAGGCGGAGACCCUUAAGAAUGCGAUACGAGAUGCGCGGAAAGCGGCGUGUGACACCUCGCUCGCGCAGGCGACGGCCAACCUGGAGCCCAUUGGGCGUAUCCAAAUGCGCACGCGGCGCACUCUGCGCGGCCACCUCGCUAAGAUAUACGCCAUGCAUUGGGGCAGCGACUCCAGGAACCUGGUGUCUGCAAGCCAGGAUGGUAAGUUGAUCGUGUGGGACAGCCACACUACCAACAAGGUGCAUGCCAUUCCGCUGCGCUCCUCCUGGGUGAUGACCUGCGCCUACGCACCUUCCGGCUCCUACGUCGCCUGCGGUGGGCUCGAUAACAUCUGCUCCAUCUAUAGCUUGAAGACUCGCGAGGGCAAUGUGCGUGUGUCUCGUGAGCUUCCCGGUCACUCGGGAUACCUCUCCUGCUGCCGCUUCCUCGAUGACAACCAGAUCCUCACCAGCUCCGGUGAUAUGACAUGUGCGCUGUGGGACAUAGAGACAGGUCAGCAGUGCGGUCAGUUCACCGGUCACACCGGUGAUGUGAUGUCACUGUCGCUGGCUCCGGACCAGCGCGCCUUCGUAUCUGGAGCCUGUGACGCCUCCGCCAAGCUGUGGGAUGUACGCGACUGUCAAUGCAAGCAGACCUUCCCCGGACACGAGAGUGACAUCAACGCUGUCACGUUCUUCCCGUCCGGGUUCGCGUUCGCUACCGGUUCUGAUGAUGCGACAUGCCGCAUGUUCGACAUCCGCGCAGACCAGGAGCUGGCGAUGUACUCUCACGACAACAUCAUCUGCGGCAUCACCUCCGUCGCCUUCAGCAAGUCGGGACGUCUGCUGCUCGCUGGAUACGAUGACUUCAACUGUAACGUCUGGGACUCUAUGAAGAGCGAGCGCGCAGGUAUUUUGGCCGGACACGACAACCGUGUGUCCUGUCUGGGCGUCACCGAGAACGGUAUGGCGGUGGCCACCGGCUCCUGGGACUCCUUCCUCCGCAUCUGGAACUAAACCCACACCCCCCCACACCCCGCGCCCCGCACACACGCAACACUCGCGCAUGUUAAUAUCCAAUAUGGCGUCGCACUAUCUUAUUUAAAUCCGACGCCAUCGCGCGUUUUGUUAUACAUUUUGAUGAUUAUUUAAGCGGUGUGCUUGCGGGACGUAUAAAUGCUUUAUCCUAUGUGAAUAUUUUUGUUCCGUUACCACUCACUUACUAUAUUUCCGAUAUUUUAUAAUUGCUUUUCGAAUUAAUUUGACGAAGCAAUUGUUUGUAUCGGGGAGCGAAUGUUUUGUAUGUCUGCUUGUUUCCGAUUUGUAUCCGAUGAGGGAACAUAAGAUCCCGGACACAAUACUAUGAACUUUCGCUUUAUUUAUUUUAAUAUAGUUGAUAAUCUCUUAAAAUGGAAGCAUUUAGUACCAGUAAGUGAGAUAGUGUGAGUGGUUGUAUGUCGGUUCUUUAUAUAUAAUAUAUAUAUGUAAUUAUAAUAUACGUGUUAAAUUUAAUUAUGAUUAGCGUUAGCACUGGAGGCUUCUCCGCGAGCUGCCGAUAUGUUUCUGUUAUUUGAUGAGCACUGCGCACUUCAGACUAUAUCUAAAAUUUAAACUAAAAAAAAAAAAACUAAAGAACCAAAUAUUAUGAUUAAUGUAUUACCUACAUGUAAUUUAUUGGAUAUGAACUUGUUUGUCUGUCUGUCUGUCUGUCACAACGUCCGCGACGUACUGAAGGGCUGAUUUAUGAAUUUAUUUUGUAAUUAUAUACAAUAAUACAUACAAAUUGACAAGCUGAUGAUGAAUUU
Papilio machaon (common yellow swallowtail) is the source of this 2161-nucleotide messenger RNA. It is a transcript of the gene Gbeta13F, whose product is annotated as guanine nucleotide-binding protein G(I)/G(S)/G(T) subunit beta-1. Gene Ontology annotation, cellular component: cytoplasm; heterotrimeric G-protein complex. Lineage: Eukaryota; Metazoa; Arthropoda; Insecta; Lepidoptera; Papilionidae. Gene Ontology annotation, molecular function: signaling receptor complex adaptor activity; protein binding. The record is from RefSeq and is a predicted model, not a curated record. Gene Ontology annotation, biological process: G protein-coupled receptor signaling pathway. The transcript has 9 exons. The coding region runs from base 351 to 1373 and encodes 340 amino acids.